AUGACCGCCGCCUCCCCGCCCGCCCUCGGGCAGUUCCGCCCGCCCCCGCUGCCCAGUACGCUCGCCCACCGCCCUCCCCUUCCGCCCUCCUCCCCUUCAAGCCCUCCUCCCCUUCCGCCCUCCUCCCCUUCAAGCCCUCCUCCCCUUCCGCCCUCCUCCCCUUCAAGCCCUCCUCCCCUUCUGCCCUCCUCCCCUUCAAGCCCUCCUCCCCUUCCGCCCUCCUCCCCUUCAAGCCCUCCUCCCCUUCCGCCCUCCUCCCCUUCAAGCCCUCCUCCCCUUCCGCCCUCCUCCCCUUCAAGCCCUCCUCCCCUCCCGCCCUCCUCCCCUUCAACCCCUCCUCCCCUUCCGCCCUCCUCCCCUUCAAGCCCUCCUCCCCUUCCGCCCUCCUCCCCUUCAACCCCUCCCUUCAACCCAUCCUCCUUACCUCUCCUCCCCCGUUGCCCCCAUCUCCGCCCCCUCACCCCAAACUUCCCCCAUCUGAUCCAAUCCCUGUCCGCCAUUUUACCCUCCUCCGCAUAUUCCCAUUCUCCGCCCACUCCUGAGAAUCAUGCGCGCCAAAAUCCUCUGUUGCGCCUCACCCUUCCCCCAACCCGCGGUCGCUCCGCUCCAAUCUUUCCCCCUCCCGCAGUCCCAGGCGCGCCAAUGUUCCCCAUGGGGGGCGCGGGGGGAGGGGAUUCGGGGGAAGCGGAGGAGGGGAGGCGGAAGGAGAGGGAGCGGAGAGAGGAGCUGAUCGCGGCGGUGAGGGAGGGGCGAGGCUCCUGGCAGGAGGUCGCUGCUGCUGUCAGGCAGCUACAGCAGGCGGGCAUGACAGCAGAGGAGGUGGCGGACGUGGCGAUGCUGGCACAUGGCCGACUAACCGAGCUUGUGGUUGCUGCUCAGGUGUACGAGUCGCUGCUGCCAGGCCCACUAGACCCGGAGGGAGACGGAGCCGACAGCGGCUUUGAUGUGGUGGCAGCGUUUCAGUCAGAGCAGACUGCGGAGCUGCUGUAUGAGCUGCGCACCCUCCCCACAGCCGGCCGACGGCAAGCAGCGGCAUAUGUGGUGCAGCAAGGGCUGGAUGCAAGCAGGGUGAGGGAGCUAGUGCGCGCCAUGAGGGACCAUGCCAGGCGACCCAACUCCAGAGAGGGCUUCUCAUCCGCGCCUGGAGACUGCCUGGCCUUCAUGUGCUUCCGAGCAGCAGGGGAGAGCAGUGGGGAGGAGCGGCGGGCGUGGGUGGAGAGGGGCAUGGCUGCUGCUGUGACUGAGAGCGCACGGGCAAGGUUGCAAGAGCUGCAGUAG
This is a messenger RNA of Closterium sp. Yama58-4, 1278 nucleotides long. The record is from the annotation of a GenBank genome assembly. NCBI's taxonomy places the organism in Eukaryota, Viridiplantae, Streptophyta, Zygnematophyceae, Desmidiales, Closteriaceae.